Messenger RNA from Oryzias latipes (Japanese medaka), 2515 nucleotides. RefSeq names its product gap junction protein alpha 10 a (gene gja10a). Gene Ontology annotation, molecular function: gap junction channel activity. Gene Ontology annotation, biological process: cell-cell signaling. The record is from RefSeq and is a predicted model, not a curated record. Gene Ontology annotation, cellular component: connexin complex. Lineage: Eukaryota; Metazoa; Chordata; Actinopteri; Beloniformes; Adrianichthyidae.
ACUCUGGAUGUGAGGCUGUGCAGACACUGAAUUCAAACAGCAUGGAGCCCUUGAUCUCAUGAACACACUAGUAACAACCGUUCGACGUGAUAAAACUGCAGACCUGACAGCAGCAUGCCAGAAGACAAACCUCAGAUUUUCCCAGUUUCACCUUCACUCUGAGUUUCAGCGGCUCAGGCUCACUCGGGCCCCAUAUUGACGGUCCCAGCUGGAGUUGGCCUCCUGGCGUGGGGGAGGUGUAGCGGCGGGAGUGGAUCAAUGCUCACAUCCUGUGAACCCUGCAUGUAACAUAGGGGAAUGUUCCCAUCACGGACACACGCAGCAGAAGGGAUGGGAAUCGGCACACAACACGGGAACAUUCAAACCCCUUGAUGGGGUCAAACCAUCCGCAUGCAGACAGGAAUCUUCAACAGGAUGGCGUGCAGCGCUGGGCCUGGAGGGAAAAUGCAGCUGUGACAGUUUUAGCAUGCGGCACUGAAAUGGUAGGAAGUUGACCAUGGGGGACUGGAACCUGCUGGGAAGCAUCCUAGAAGAGGUCCACAUUCAUUCCACCAUUGUGGGAAAGAUCUGGCUCACCAUCCUCUUCAUUUUCCGCAUGCUGAUCCUGGGAGCAGCCGCCGAGGAUGUGUGGGAUGAUGAGCAGUCCGAGUUUGUUUGCAACACGGACCAGCCUGGCUGCAAGACAGUCUGUUACGACAGAGCCUUCCCCAUCUCCCUCAUUCGAUACUGGGUUCUGCAGGUCAUCUUUGUGUCCGCACCUUCCCUGCUGUACAUGGGCCACGCUCUGUACUGCAUUCGAAUGCUGGAGAAGGAGCGCAUCAGGCGUCGCAUACACCUGAAAGAGGAGCUGGACGAUACAGAUCUGGAUAUUAGCGAGCACAAACGCGUGGAAAGGGAGCUGAGAAGGCUGGAAGAGCACAAGAAGGUGAAGAGGGCUCCUCUUAGAGGCUCUCUUUUGAGAACAUACAUCAUUCAUAUCCUUGCUCGCUCCGUGGUGGAGGUCUGCUUUAUUCUUGGCCAAUACAUUCUUUAUGGGAUUCAUCUGGAGCCUCUAUAUAAAUGUGAGAGGUUGCCUUGCCCCAACAGCGUGGACUGUUACAUCUCCAGGCCCACAGAGAAGACAAUCUUCAUGGUCUUCAUGAUUGCGAUUGCUGGAGUGUCACUUUUCUUGAACAUUCUGGAAAUAUCCCACCUGGGUGUUCGUAAAAUAAAACAGACUCUGUACGGAGAGCGAUACACGGAGGACGACAGUUUGAUUUACAGGUCUAAGAAAAAGGCGUCCUUACCACAGCUGUGUGUUAUGAGCAGCAUGUCGCCUCAUAAUGGGCCUUUGACCCAGACCUUUAAAGUGAUACCAGAGGAAGAGAUGAAAUCUGUUCAUUACAGCAGUGGACUCAAAGUCAACCAGGAAGUGCCAAGACACAACAGUUUGGUUCAUUUUGGUCCAACUGGCUACACUUGCCCCCAAACAAGGAUGUUACCCCGGUCUGGACAUACAUGUCCAACUCACGAAGGUCAAGAAGUACACACAGUAUUUAUGGAACAUCAUCCAGCCUGGGGCUCCGUCAUGUCCCCAGUGGAAAUGAAUGCAACAAAACUUGUUGACAUCCACGAGGAAGAGCGUCCUCCCAGCCAUCAGGAACAUUUGCAGUCUGGAAGCACUUUAAGGUCUGGAAUAAUCCGUGAUCACACUGAAGACAAGAGGCGGGAGUCCUCAGUCAGUGAGCUCCUGUUCACCAACCCCAGGAAGACCAGUGUCAUGAUGAGACCUGCAUCUGAGAGCUUAUCCUCCAUCAGCAACUCCACUGCUCCUUCAACACACAGCUCAGAGGAGUCAGACGAACUGGGCUCUCUGCAGGGAGACAUGCCCAUGAUGCCACCUGCAGGCGGUCGAAGAAUGUCCAUGAGCAUGUUUCUGGACAUCUCGUCCAUCAUGAAGAAGUAAGCAGGCAAGGCAAACAUGGUAGGAGUUGAAAUCCACAGAAAAGACAGAAACGGAUGUGUCCAUUGUCAACGCCAAUCAAACUGGGCCCAAACGAGUCUGCAAGGCAUCAAACUUCCCCAGGAACCUUCUAGAAUCUGCAAAAGGUCAUCAAGCGAAGGCGUCCUCACCCUUCUGGAAUUGUGAUAAGACAUGGAGACUCAACUCAGAGGAACUGUUAGCCUCUGAAACGUACAAUUUUUUCUUCAACAGAUUCAUGUCUGUGUAGAGUCAAUUCUAUGGCAUCACUUCAAGAUCCUUUCCGUUAUAGUCACAUGAAAUACAGUAAACAUUCUGAAGCAAGUGAUUGGAACCAUAACAGCAACUUCCUGUGGAGUCUUCAUGCUUUUAUUUCUCUACCAAAACUGAGUGUUCAACCCUUUUUCUUAUCAAAUAAAUAAGAUGUGACGCAUUGCACGAUAUUUACAAAAUCCAAACAGCUUGUUUCAAAGUACAGAGAUAACAAAAUUACAAAUGUUGAUUUCUGUGUAAAACAAUAACUCUGCAAAUACACAUAAAACCUAAAAAAAAAAA